Astyanax mexicanus (Mexican tetra) is the source of this 959-nucleotide messenger RNA. Its product is annotated as transcription factor AP-2-alpha-like. The transcript is spliced from 6 exons. Gene Ontology annotation, molecular function: DNA-binding transcription factor activity, RNA polymerase II-specific; RNA polymerase II transcription regulatory region sequence-specific DNA binding. NCBI's taxonomy places the organism in Eukaryota, Metazoa, Chordata, Actinopteri, Characiformes, Acestrorhamphidae. The record is from RefSeq and is a predicted model, not a curated record. Bases 368 to 892 code for a protein of 174 amino acids. Gene Ontology annotation, biological process: anatomical structure development; regulation of transcription by RNA polymerase II; regulation of cell population proliferation. Gene Ontology annotation, cellular component: nucleus.
UUUGGGUUUUUUGCCCUCAGCAGCACCCCGGGGGCGGGUCUACCCGGCGGGUAUCCGCCCCUAUUUCACACAUUCCCGAAUGCCAUUGGUUUGCGCCCAGUCAGCCAAGCUUGGAUCUGAUUGGUAGUGAGAGCUUAUUACCGGAAGCAACGCUUUUGAAAUCUGGCGCUAAAUUAUUUGAGGACUGAAGACGGGAUGUUGCAGGAUUUUUAAAGUGGGAUUUAGCUGCAUUGCUGAGAAAGAAAAGGUCCAAUCCAGUCCAAAUCUCGGGAAAGGUAUCGAACAAGAGCCUGUACAAGAACCACAAGCUCAGUCCUGUAUAGGUGGAGACAGGCCAGUUAAUUUCUUACCCACUGAAAAAGUCUUCAUGGUGGAAUCCCUCCUGAAAUUAAGCAAUUUCAGAGAAAAAAGAAGGUAUCGCGUCAGCCUGGAUGAAAUUCAGCGUCGCAUUGGUCCCCCAGAGUUUCUGUCUUUAAAUGGGCUUGUGUCAUAUCUGCGGACAGCAAAAUCCAAAAAAGACUCCCUGAAAGGGGAACUGGAAGCUGCUGGUGUAAUCCCUCCCCCAGUGACCCGUCUCACAUCCAUGUGUUCAAAAUUAACAGAAGAUGAAGCUGAUGACCUAGCUGUGGACCUGGGAAAGCUUGCCAGUAGGCAUAUAGAUUUCCAGUCAGCUGCUGAAACUCAGCAAUCUUCACAGGACAAGGCAACAGAUCUCCUGAAAGCAAAGUCUGUUCAGGAGUUCUUAGGACAAACCAAAAAUGGCUUGGCUCUGUUCAUGAGUCGGUACAACACAGUGACUCAUGGACUGGGGCCAAAGACAUUUGAGGUCUCUGUUCAAAUUCUGGAGGCGUACCUACGUCAAGUCAUACGGCAGCUUACAGAAGAAAGUUAAAGCAAUUGUGCUGUGCAUGCAGCAGUGUUUUGUUUGUUUAGUUUGCAGUUUAAAAAAGUACUAGUCU